Astyanax mexicanus (Mexican tetra) is the source of this 6813-nucleotide messenger RNA. It is a transcript of the gene col4a5, whose product is annotated as collagen, type IV, alpha 5 (Alport syndrome). Gene Ontology annotation, cellular component: collagen trimer. Gene Ontology annotation, molecular function: extracellular matrix structural constituent. NCBI's taxonomy places the organism in Eukaryota, Metazoa, Chordata, Actinopteri, Characiformes, Acestrorhamphidae. Bases 212 to 5263 code for a protein of 1683 amino acids. The record is from RefSeq and is a predicted model, not a curated record. The transcript is spliced from 49 exons.
GGAAAGAGAAAAAGUGAAGGCUGCAGUAGAGCUAGAGAACGGUCCUAACACUAGACAGCUUGGGAACUUUAGAAGAAUAGGCAUUUUUACCUUUAAAAAACGGCUUUUCUAGUCGCUGUUAAGCUAGAGGGGGAAUAUGAGCAGUUUUAUACGUACUUAUAAUCUUUAUAGCUGUCAGUGCUGAGAGGGCAGGCUCUUUAAGAAGUGAAUAAUGAAUAAAAAGUUGAAGAGUCUGGUGAACCUGGUCGCGGUGCUGCUGUUCGUAACGCUCUGCUGUGGGGUUCAGGACGCUCGCGCUGCGGCAUGUCAUGGUUGUGGAUCGGGAUCAAAGUGUGACUGCAGUGGAGUAAAAGGAGAGAAGGGUGAAAGAGGUUUGCCAGGAUUGCAAGGUCAGCCAGGUGUACCAGGGUUUCCCGGACCAGAAGGACCAAUUGGGCCACGAGGACAGAAGGGUGAUGAUGGACCUGAUGGACCAACAGGACCUAAAGGAAUAAGAGGACCUCCUGGGCUGCCAGGAUUUCCAGGGACACCAGGAGUCCCAGGUAUUCCAGGACAAGAUGGCCCUCCAGGUCCAAAAGGAAUUGCAGGGUGUAACGGAACCAAGGGUGAGAGAGGAUUUCCAGGACUUCCAGGUUCUUCAGGUAUUCCUGGUCAGCCGGGUUCUCCUGGUUCGCCAGGCGAGAAGGGAGAUCCUGGUGAUGUGAUCCCUGUAGACCGGUUUGGAACACCAGGAAAUCCUGGAGAUCCAGGGCGACCAGGCUUUACAGGAACUCCAGGCUCUCCCGGGUUGCCUGGUCCGGUUGGUCCUGUUGGCCCGAGAGGAUACGAGGGUCCACCUGGUCCUCCUGGCCCACCGGGGCCUAAGGGCAAUAUGGGAUUGAACUUCCAGGGGCCAAAAGGAGAGAAGGGUGAACCUGGGUUAAAGGGGCCUCCAGGGCCACCAGGGCAAGUCGGCGAGUUCACAAGCCAAUUGGAUACAGUCGUUCAGCGAGGAGAGAAGGGUGAUCGUGGCCAACCUGGACCACCAGGAUUUGCUGGCCUUCCUGGACCAUCUGGUCCAUCUGGCGGUCAGAAAGGAGAGAAAGGAGAGCAAGGAGAACCUGGAAAGAGGGGCAAGCCUGGGAAAGAUGGGGACCCUGGUCCUCCAGGAAUUCCGGGUAUUAAAGGAGAUACUGGUUUACCUGGCAUUUCAGGAAGAGAUGGUGAAAGAGGUGAUAAAGGUGAGCGAGGACUUCCUGGACCUCCAGGCGUGGUGCUUGGAGAUUUGAAUGGGGGAAGAGAAGGACCGAAAGGAGAUCAAGGUUUCCCUGGAUCACCUGGAAGGAAAGGAGAAAGAGGACCACAAGGUAGCACAGGACCACCAGGUCAGCCAGGUCUUCCUGCAAUUGGAAAUCCUGGUAGGCUUGGCCCCCCUGGUUUCCCAGGAGAGAGAGGACAGAAAGGAGAUGAGGGACAGCCCGGAGUAUCUUUGCCAGGUCCACCUGGAAGACCUGGUUUGCCAGGCUUGCAGGGACAACCGGGACCUCCUGGACCCCCAGGACUAUCCAGUGGCGAGCCCUGCACCAGUGGUUCACCUGGCCUUCCAGGCCUCCAAGGGGACCGUGGUUUCCCAGGGGAGAGUGGUCAGAAAGGUAACAAAGGAGACACGUGUACAAAUUGUUUUUCAAAUGGAAAUCCCAUCCCAGGACCACAGGGUCCUCCUGGAAUCCCUGGACGACCAGGUGAUCCUGGUUUUCCUGGUACUAAAGGAGACAGAGGGUUCCCGGGCAGCCCAGGGCCUCUGGGGCCACCAGGUUUACCAGGAGCGCAGGGUUUACCUGGAGACCCUGGAGAGAAGGGUGAUCCUGGUGAUGCAAUCCAGCGUGACGGUAUGAAGGGACAGAAAGGCGAUUCAGGCUUCCCAGGAUCUCCAGGUCUGCCUGGGCCUCAAGGACGGCCUGGUCGGGAUGGAGAGCCAGGACUACCUGGUCCCAAAGGAGCACCUGGUUCCCUACAGUUGAAGGGUGAAAGAGGUCCCCCGGGUGAGCCCGGUCCUUUGGGUUCUCCAGGAGACAGAGGACCCCCUGGUGCCCCUGGAUUUGGACCACAGGGACCACCUGGACAAAAAGGAAUCCAGGGCGUGUCAGGAAGGUCAGGAGAUCCUGGACUACCAGGUCAGAAAGGUGAACCGGGCCAGUCUUUCUCUGAAAAAGGUGCAACCGGACCCCCAGGACGUGAUGGAGACCCUGGUCCACCAGGAAGUCCAGGAAACCCAGGUCUUUCUGGACAGCCAGGUUUUCCAGGAUUACCUGGAACAAAAGGAGAACCUGGUCUUCCAGGUAUUGGCUUGCCAGGACCACCAGGUACUAAAGGAUACCAAGGAAUUCCUGGAAAUCCUGGUAGCCCUGGGCUUCCCGGUCCACCAGGUGUGGAUGGACUACCCGGUCAGCCUGGAAUAAAUGGACUAAAGGGAGAACCUGGCUUUGGUGUUCCUGGCCCUCAGGGGCCCCCAGGUUUACAAGGCAGUAAAGGCCUACCCGGACCCAAAGGUGACCCUGGUUUCCCCGGGGGCCCUGGGAGCCCUGGCCGACCAGGUGCUGAUGGUCUUCCUGGAGCCAAAGGUGACCUUGGUCGUCCUGGUGCACAGGGCCCCCCAGGCCCUCCAGGCCAACCUGCUUAUGGUACACAGGGAAUUCCAGGACUCCCUGGACCUCCUGGCCCUAUUGGCCCUCCUGGCUUUCCUGGUGUCAACGGUCAGAAAGGAGAUAGUGGCCCUCCAGGUGUGGGUGUCCCAGGCUUUCCUGGCGACCAAGGACCUCCAGGUAUACCUGGAGCAAGUGGUCCCCCUGGGCCCCCUGGAAACCCUGGCAUUACUGGCCAAGAUGGACUACCUGGACUCCCUGGACAAAAAGGAGAUAUGGGUGUAAUGGGUGCUCCAGGUCCUUCUGGUGUCCCUGGCAGCCCUGGUGUCCCAGGAUUUCCUGGACCAAAAGGUGACGAUGGCCUCAUAGGGCGACCAGGCAACGCAGGUUCAGAAGGCGUGAAAGGAAGCAAAGGUGAACCAGGUUUACCAGGCCCACCUGGCCUCAGCAUUCCCCCUGCAAUGCUAAAAGGAGCGAAGGGAGACACAGGACCUCCAGGUCUUAGUGGUCUUCCAGGUGCGAAAGGUAUUUCUGGUGUCCCCGGAGACCCGGGACCCCCUGGAUUCGAUGGACGGCCUGGUUCACCUGGACCCCCAGGCCCCAAAGGAGACCCGGGAAUCCCAGGAGGACAAGGUGCCCCCGGUUCUCCUGGACUAAAAGGCAGUAUGGGAGAGAUGGGACUCCCUGGCCCUGCUGGACUUAAAGGAACCCCUGGUCUAUCUGGGCAGCCUGGACAACCUGGAUCUCCAGGAGCUCCAGGGUUCCCUGGUGUAAAGGGAGAGCCUGGCACUCCAGGAUUUGGACCACAAGGGCUUCCAGGGCCUAAGGGUGAUCCUGGCUCUCCUGGUUAUCCUGGUACCCCAGGGCAAAAAGGUCUUUCAGGAUCCCCAGGUCUUCCAGGAUUACCUGGUAAUUCUGGACCAAAGGGUGACCCCGGCAUCCCAGGAUUUCAAGGUACACCUGGUAGUCCUGGUCCUAAAGGCAUAGAUGGAGCCCCUGGUGCCCCUGGCCUGAAUGGAGCACCCGGUAGGCCGGGAGAGCCUGGCUCCCCUGGCUCACCUGGUUUCCCUGGAGAGAAGGGUCAAGCUGGUCGUGAUGGUAUUCCAGGACCUGCAGGAGUGAAGGGAGACCCAGGUCCUCCUGGUAUUGGAGGUACAGGUCCUCCUGGUUUCCCAGGGUUGCCAGGUCCCAAAGGAGAUCCAGGUUCACCUGGCCUACCUGGCGGCCCUGGUUAUCCAGGACCGAAGGGUGACCUAGGAUUCCCUGGUCCAGCAGGCGGUCCUGGCCUUCAAGGGCCACCCGGUCCUCCUGGUCUACCUAUGCAGGGACCUAAAGGUCUCUCAGGUCCUCCUGGUCAACCUGGAAGACCCGGUCCUCCUGGCUCAGAGGGUCCCCGUGGAAUUCCAGGAAGUGGAGGGCAGAAGGGUGAUAAAGGCUUUCCAGGAAUACCUGGAUCACCUGGCCUGCCUGGAGAGAAGGGAGAAACUGGAUUUCCAGGCUCACCGGGCUCUUCUGGUGCCCCUGGAGUUCCUGGAUUUAAGGGAGACAGUGGUCUUCCAGGCGUUCCUGGAUUCCCUGGACCUAAAGGUAUUUCCGGACCACCUGGAUCUUCUGGUCUUCCCGGUGACCCCGGUGACCCCGGUCCUCCAGGCCCUCCUGGAAACCCAGGAAUAGCUCCAGGGCCCUAUGUUGUGAAGGGUGAGCGAGGGCCGCCAGGUCCCCCUGGCCCCCCAGGAGUCCGGGGCCCAUUAGGACCACCAGGGUUAAAGGGUCUGUCAGGUCCGCCUGGAUCUCCUGGUGAGACUGGUCCUGAUGGAAUCCCAGGAUACAGUGGCCCCCCUGGAAAGAAAGGAGAUACAGGACCACCUGGACAGCCAGGAGAUCGAGGUUUCACAGGUCCUCCUGGUGCAGAUGGUCCUCAGGGUAUACCAGGCUCCCCAGGUCUAGGCUCGGCAGCACAUGGCUUUUUGAUCACACGUCACAGCCAGACUACAGAGGUACCGAGAUGCCCGUAUGGCACCACAAGCAUCUAUGAUGGCUAUUCUCUUCUGUAUGUGCAGGGCAACGAGAGGGCCCACGGCCAGGAUCUAGGUACUGCGGGAAGUUGUCUGAAACGUUUCAGCACCAUGCCUUUCAUGUUCUGCAACAUCAACAACGUGUGUAAUUUCGCCUCGCGAAACGACUAUUCCUAUUGGCUGUCCACUCCUCAGGCUAUGCCCAUGAGCAUGGCCCCCAUUAAAGGCGAAGCCAUUAAACCCUUCAUCAGCAGAUGUUCUGUAUGUGAAGCACCAGCCAUGGUGAUUGCAAUACAUAGUCAGACCAUCCAGGUGCCAAACUGUCCAGAAAACUGGGAAGAUCUGUGGAUUGGCUACUCCUUCAUGAUGCACACUAGUGCUGGUGCAGAGGGCUCUGGUCAGGCUCUGGCCUCUCCUGGUUCCUGUCUGGAAGAUUUCCGCUCUGCUCCCUUCAUUGAGUGCCAUGGCCACGGGACCUGCAACUACUAUGGCAACUCCUACAGCUUCUGGCUGGCCACUGUUGACACCAACGAAAUGUUCAGCAAGCCACAGUCAGAGACGCUGAAAGCAGGGAACCUCCAGACGCGUGUGAGCCGCUGUAUUGUGUGUAUGAAGAGGACGACGUAACAUAGCGAUGCUAAUGCUAAUGCUAUCGUGGGCCCCUCGCCAGGGAUCAGCCAUCAUCAUGGUGGUGACUGCAACAGUUACGUGGAGAAACAGGUGGAAUUCCAAUGGUGCAUUAUCUUCAAGUUCAACUCUAUGGUGCUACUGUGCAACACAGCAAAAAACUGAAAAAUAAAUAGUCUUUACUUUUUCUUUUUUUCUAAAGAAGUACCUCAAAAAGGAAAAAAAAUCCAGAAAGGUGCCAUGACGGAUGAGUGAUAAAAAGUGAAUUUUUUUCCUUUCUUUCAUAAGAGAUUUUUUCUUUAAAAGAAAUUCUUUUCCUCACAAGAUUUUUAUAUUAGUUUGCAAAAAAGAAAUAAUUUUUUUGGAGGGAAGUGCUCUUUUUUAUUUUCUUUCAAGGGUGGAAUUGUCUCCAUGUUACCAAAUCGGCACUUUGAACAUCAAAGAGAAAAAUGCACUGAACAGUUAGCGAGACUGCGUUUUUUAAUGCUUUCAUAUUUUUUUUUUCCAUCACUCUUUUCCUUUUCCCUCUUCUUGGUGGUACUAACACUGAAUAUCCAAGAAUUUCUAACUAUAGGCCUUUUAUCUGUUUUGUAAGUAAUAAAAUGUGUAUAUUGUGUAAAACAUCUUUUUAGUGUAAAACAUUAAGUGGUACUUUAUAAUGAAUUUCUGGGUUUUUUGGCUCGUGUUCAUUCACUUACACCAUCACUCACUCCUUCACAUGCUAGCUCGCACAUUUACUUACACAAAUAAUUCAUUGUACGAAGUAAACAUGCUUUGAAUUAAACAGUAUUUUAUUCGUAUAUAUAUAUAUAUAUAUAUAUAUAUAUAUAUAUAUAUAUUAAGAAUAUAUAAAUAUAUAUAUAUAUAUAUGUAACUUAAGCUUGAAGCUUGAAUUGGCUGUGUCAAUAAAUGAAUUCAUAUUUCAUUAUCAGGUAACUUUACAAACUACUGAUUUUUAGUGGACAUCCUUCCUCUUGAAAAUCCCCUAAGUUCCAGUUCAGAGGCCCACACUAACUGAGUAACUGAAUAAUCUAAUAAAGCAAACAUUAAUAUUCCAAUCCAGCUUGAGCUUUAUUUAAAUCUAAAUUCCUUUUGAAAUCAGUAGAGUAUUAAUAAAACGAGUUUGUUCAGUUUCUACUGGGUCUUAUGUCACCAUACGCCACAGUGUGGUUUAUAUUGUACAUAUGGCGAACAAGAGCAUUUGAGAGCCAAUGAUUCCUGUGACUGUUUUCAAAUCGUUUUGAAUUUAAGUCAUCAUAGGGUGCAAGAAUGUGUAUUUCAAAUUCUAUUUUUUAUGUUUAUUAUCCAGAAGUUGUUAUAAACUUUUAAGAGACUGAAAUAAAGAAAUCUAAGUCCACAUAUGUUUGUGUCAACAUAAACAUUUCUGCAGUAUUCAUUGUUGCCUUUUAUUAAAAACUCUGCAGUAUCUGCAAACAGCAUGGCCAAUAAAGUUUGUAUGUGUUGUAAUGUGGUAACUUGUAAGCGUUGCAUUUUGAUUGACUUUCUCUUAUUUAGUCGUUUUCACACAUGAAAGUCUGAACCAAAUCGGA